This is a messenger RNA of Argiope bruennichi, 3648 nucleotides long. Its product is annotated as protein Wnt-16-like. The record is from RefSeq and is a predicted model, not a curated record. Gene Ontology annotation, biological process: neuron differentiation; multicellular organism development; cell fate commitment. Gene Ontology annotation, molecular function: frizzled binding; cytokine activity. The coding region runs from base 187 to 1251 and encodes 354 amino acids. The transcript is spliced from 5 exons. Gene Ontology annotation, cellular component: extracellular region. Lineage: Eukaryota; Metazoa; Arthropoda; Arachnida; Araneae; Araneidae.
GCGAAGUGGAUACGAUUGACCACUUGUGUGCGCUUUCAGUAGGAGAGACGUGCUCUCGCCUGUGCGCGUUCUCGCAAUACUCGUUCAAGCGGAUGCAUUUUUAAUUUUUUUCCGAAAUAAGAAAAAAAAAAUUAUAUUAAUUCUGGUGGAUGAUUUAAUCGGUGUCGGAUUUUUAGAAUCGCCGAAAUGAGGACUAGUGCGUGUUUUGUGUUAUUGUUUUGGUGUUCAUUCUUACAAGGGGUACGAAGUAACUGGAUGUAUCUAGGAAUGGUUGGUGUGUCGGUGACGCCUCCUGAUAUGGCCAGCGAGCAGGUUUCGCUGUGUUCAACCGUACCAGGUUUGGUACAACAGCAGCAAAGGGUGUGCAAUGCUCAUCCGGCGGUAAUUCGUGCAGUCAGUGAUGGUGCUAGAAGAGGCAUCGAAGAAUGCCAAAAUCAGUUCCGGCAUGACAGAUGGAACUGCACCGUGGAAGGGGGAGAGAGUGUUUUUGACCACACACUGCAGAGAGGCAGCCGCGAGACGGCAUUCAUAUACGCCAUCACGAGUGCGGGCGCAACUCAUGCCGUGACUCAAGCAUGCAGCGCGGGAAACCUGACGGACUGCUCAUGCGACGCCUCCCGACAGGGCCAAAGCACGGCCGAAGGCUGGAAGUGGGGCGGAUGCUCGGACAAUGUCCGAUAUGGCAUGAUGUUCGCCAGGCAAUUUGUGGACGCCCCGGAGCGAGCAGAGCGGAAAAGGAGUCUCCGCACCCUCAUGAACCUUCACAACAACAAUGUCGGCAGGCUGGCCAUUGAGCGGCAGAUGGAGCUGAAGUGUCGUUGCCACGGGGUGUCGGGAUCUUGUGAGCUGAAGACUUGCUGGAACAAGCUGCCCUCUUUCGAACAAGUGGGUCGUUUCUUGAAGAUGAAAUACGACAACAGUAUCCAAGUGUCGCCCAAGGCCAAGAGGCGUCUUAGGCGGAGAGGCAAGGUGAAGCGAAAGGUACCGGUACAGAAAGAGGACUUGGUACACAUUCACCGGUCCCCCAACUUUUGCGUGGAAGACCCCAAGAGGGGAAUUUUGGGUACCAGUGGUAGGAGGUGCAACAGAACUACUUCUGGACCUCAAUCAUGCAAUCUGCUCUGCUGUGGACGAGGUUACAAUACACAGGUAAUUCGUAAGCUGGAGCGUUGCCAAUGCAAAUUCCACUGGUGCUGCUAUGUGAAAUGUAAGACAUGCGAGACAAUGGAAGAAAUUUACACCUGCAAGUGAUUGAUCGACACCUGUUACAUCUCAAUCUCACCGGCCGAGGUUGGUGGGCUAUCCCUCCGAGUAACAAACCUCCGAAACACACUGUGUCCUUUCCACCAGGUGGAAAGGGAAGACAGACAUACGUUCUUCCAAAAACCUAGUGUGAUCUUUUUCUUUCCGAGUGACCUGUACAGGAUGCCACAGACAGCAAUGACAUCAAAAUGCAAUGCUUUAUUGACGAACAUUCAACAAAAACAUUUUGUCUGAAGCUAAAACUGAAUCUUGUCGACUAGAAACUCGCUCGUAUAUCUGCGGAUCAGGGUUUGUUUUAUUAAGAAGCAGAAACGCGACUUUUAAGGCACUACAAUCAUCCGUUUUAUUUUGAAAGUGGAUGAUCUCAAUCAAGUGAAGAUUUUAUUGGAAUAGAACACUAAGGACUAGGGGAAAAUUAUGCCGGAAACAAGAGUUCUGUUUGAAAAUGUUAUUCAAAAUAUGAACAGCAGAUGAUAUAAAGCAACGGAAGAUUUUUAUCUUGAGAAAGUUAUGAUAUUCCUGUAAUUAGUUGUUGAAAAAAAAUCUUUUUUUUUCCAUCUGUAUGAAAAUUAGUAUCUUCGAAAUUUAUGAAGAUUCACAUUCUGUUUUCCUAUGGGGCACAUAUUCAGUUUACAUUUUAUGGAAAAAUGGAACAGUUAUUCCAUCAAGAUCCAGAUGGCUGUAGUACCUAAUGUUGGACAAAUAAUUUAUGAACAUUUGUACAUUUGUAGCAUGGAUAGAAAUAGUGAAUGGUAUUGAUCUUACAAGUUAUAAACACUUUCCUUUUAUAUGAAUUCUUAAUAAUGAAGAAUCGAACAUGUUCAGGCACGGCACACUUCUCACUGGAGCACUAACUCAUGCACAUCGUCUACAGUUGUAAAGACAAUAUCUUUUCCACUUUAUUUCAUGCAAAAGACUCCUCAAACAGCUGGCAAACAUUCAACAGUAAAAUGACAGACAAUGUAUUAGCCAAUGUUUGUUUACUAUGUAUGCAUUUAAUUUUUGCAGUCUGUUGCCUUCCUUCUGAAAAUUAUUUGACACUUGUUAUUUAAUAAUUAGAAAGCUAAUAGAAAUUUUAUGUUUUCUCUUAACUUGUUGUCCUGUAAUUGAAUAUCUUAAAUUCUUACUGAAAAUUUGUUUUUAAAUUGAGUAUUUUUUGAAGGUAUAUCAUCGUGUUUAACUGAUCUUUCAAAAAUAACUCGAUUUCGUUAAUAUAAUGUUACUAAUUUUUCCCACCCUCUAUUGACUAUAACAAAUUUCCAUGUUUCCGUUUUCACCCGAAGGAUAUUUUUGAGACGCAAAUAUAAGAAAAUUCUAUAAAUAAUGAAAUUCUGUUAAUUUUACUGGAUGUUUUUUUUUUUUGAAAAAAUAAAGUUACUUUCCCAUUUAACUUUGCUAAUCAGUAUUGAGGAAAGUAAUAAAAUCUCUAUCUGUAGAAUCAUGCCCCCAACAUUCUGUUUUACGAUCUCAUUUGGAAACCGACCUAUAAUUAAAGAAUACCUGGUUUAUAUUCAUCUUUUGUAACUCGAAAUUAUUAAUAUGGUAUAUAUUUUUGUGAUAAUUAUUCUUAAAAAGAUUGAAUAUAACUUAUUUAACCACCAAAAUCACGAAAUGACUCAUAAAAUUAAUUUUUACAUCUAUUUGGAUGUAUCUUUAUGUAUAUGCAUGAAUUAUUUCACUCAAAAUAUUUUAAUCCAUAAAUGAAAUUGGAAAAUUUGUUCUAUUAAAAAAAAGAUUUAAGAAUAGAAAAAGUAAGAAGCUCUGAGCUAAAUUAAUUUUAAACUAACAAAUUUUCUGGAAGCAGAUAACAUCGCAUUUUUUAUUCAGAAUACUUUGAAUUAUCAUUCUUGCGAACCAAAUUUAAGAAUUCUAGAAAUUUUCGUUUGUUAUUUUAUGUUAAAAUAGAAACAGCUGCUUGAAAUGCAAUCUCUUACUCUCUACGAAAUCUAAAUCUACGAAAUCUCUUAAAUCUACGAAACAGCAACUAAAAGAGCAACAGACUGCCAUUAAGUUUCUUUUCUAUGCACUUUCAUGACAUUAAAGCACCUGUAAAUAGAUUCCCAUUUUAGAUGGUUUUUCCUUCGGAUAUUUGGUAAGUCGCCAAUGUGAUACCGAUGCAUUUUGAACUGUCGAACAACUUUUUGUACAUUUUUUCUGUGUUUGUGUACGUAGAGAAUUCGUAACUGUGUGGAGUUUGUGGAUCUAGUCUAGUGUUGUUACCGUUUUUGUUUCAGUAUCAGCAUGCAUUCAGAUGGAUGUGCAAAUGUUUCAAAAUGGCUUGUGCACACGUUCAUCGUCUGUACCGUUCUGGAUCAUGACUCUUCUUAGUAUUCGACAUCUCUUGAACCACUAACAAUAUUAUUUCUCUCAAUAAAAAUUAAACUA